UGAAGAUGAAUGAAUGGAAAGGAUCAAGAGAACGUGGUUUUCUCUGAGGCCACCUUGCUUUUUAAUUUCCCAAACGCUUCCCUCUGCACAUUAAGCUGUUUGGAUGAAGUGUGUGUGUUGUGAUGCGUCUCCCCUCCAUUUCCACUGACACCAAUUUGGAUUUACCCUUUCGGAUCUGUGCGUUUCCAGGAUGGCUCGCUUCGCAGAAGAUCUACCCACCCGCUAUGGAGGAGGAGGCGCAGGCGGCGGAGGGAGAGGCGGACCUGGCGCUGGGAGAGGGGGAGCCCGGGGUGGUGGCGCUCCGGGUGGCCAGAGGGUUUACAAGCAGUCGAUGGCCCAGAGAGCGCGGACAAUGGCCAUUUACAACCCCAACCCGGUCAAACAAAACUGCCUCACUGUCAACCGCUCCCUCUUCAUCUUCCGCGAGGACAAUCUCAUCAGGAAGUAUGCAAAGCGAAUAACAGAGUGGCCUCCAUUUGAGUACAUGAUCCUAACUACAAUUAUCGCCAACUGCAUCGUCCUGGCCCUGGAGCAGCAUCUACCUGCCUAUGACAAGACGCCCAUGUCAGAACGCCUGGACGACACAGAGCCCUACUUUAUUGGAAUAUUCUGUUUCGAGGCUGCCAUUAAGAUCAUCGCCCUGGGCUUUGCGUUUCACAAAGGCUCCUACCUCCGCAACGGCUGGAAUGUAAUGGACUUCGUGGUCGUCCUCACCGGAAUCCUGGCCAAGGUGGGCUCAGACUUUGACCUGCGAACACUGCGUGCCGUGAGAGUGCUCAGACCCCUGAAACUUGUGUCAGGAAUCCCCAGUCUCCAGGUGGUCUUGAAGUCCAUAAUGAAAGCCAUGGUUCCUCUGCUGCAGAUCGGCUUGCUGCUUUUCUUUGCCAUCGUCAUGUUUGCCAUCAUCGGGGUGGAGUUUUACAUGGGCAAAUUCCACACCACCUGCUUCAAGAUAGAAACUGGUGAGAGAGCAGCUGACUGGCCUUGUGGUACUGAGCCCCCAGCCAGGUUGUGUCCCAAUGGGACCCUAUGCAGGGAGUACUGGACUGGACCUAACUUUGGCAUCACGAACUUCGACAACAUCCUUUUUGCAGUGCUCACAGUGUUCCAGUGCAUCACCAUGGAGGGCUGGGUGGAGAUCCUCUACAACACCAAUGAUGUAGCAGGAAACACCUGGAACUGGCUCUACUUCAUCCCCCUCAUCAUCAUCGGCUCCUUCUUCAUGCUCAACCUGGUGCUUGGUGUCCUUUCCGGAGAAUUUGCCAAAGAGAGAGAGCGUGUGGAGAAGAGGCAGGAGUUCCUGAAGCUCCGGAGGCAGCAGCAGAUCGAGCGAGAGCUCACCGGAUACUUGGAGUGGAUCUGCAAAGCAGAGGAGGUGUUGCUGGAAGAGGAGGAUGAGAUUGCAGAGGAGAAGUCCCCGCUGGACGGUGCGUGGUACAAGAGGAAACAAAACCUUCCAGUCCUGAAACGAAGCAAAGCCAAGAAAGGUAAAAACGACCUGAUUGGUGCUGAGGAGGGGGAGGAUCCUUUCGUGGACAUCUCCUCCGUUCCUCCUCCUGGCUCUCCGUUCGGUCGGGCCAGCGUGAAGAGCAGCGGGAAGAUGGACAGCUCCACUUACUUUCGACGUAAAGAGAAGAGGAUCCGGUUCUUCAUCCGCCGCAUGGUGAAAGCGCAGAGCUUCUACUGGAUCGUCCUGUGUCUGGUGGGCCUCAACACAAUGUGUGUGGCCAUAGUCCACUAUGACCAGCCUGACUGGCUUACCAGGGCCCUCUACACAGCAGAGUUUGUGUUCCUCGGUUUGUUUCUGACUGAGAUGAGCUUGAAGAUGUACGGCCUCGGAGCGAGGAAUUAUUUCCACUCCUCCUUCAACUGCUUUGAUUUUGGGGUGAUUGUGGGAAGUAUUUUCGAGGUGAUCUGGGACAUGAUUAAACCAGGAGCAUCAUUUGGUAUCAGUGUGUUGAGAGCUCUGCGACUGCUCAGGAUUUUCAAAGUCACCAAAUAUUGGAACUCUUUGAGGAACCUCGUGGUUUCCCUCCUCAAUUCCAUGAAGUCCAUCAUCAGCUUGCUCUUCCUCCUCUUCCUCUUCAUCGUGGUCUUUGCUCUGCUGGGCAUGCAGCUCUUCGGUGGACAGUUUAACUUUGAAGAGGAGACGCCAACAACAAACUUUGAUACCUUCCCAGCAGCCAUCCUCACUGUGUUCCAGAUUCUGACUGGCGAGGACUGGAACGCCGUCAUGUACCACGGGAUCGAGUCUCAAGGAGGAGUUCGCCGCGGCAUGUUCUCCUCCGUCUACUUCAUCGUCCUCACUCUUUUUGGAAACUACACCCUCCUGAAUGUCUUCUUGGCUAUCGCUGUCGAUAACCUCGCAAAUGCACAAGAGCUGACAAAGGAUGAAGAGGAGCAGGAGGAGGCAGCCAACAAGAAGCUCGCCCUGCAGAAGGCUUUAGAGGUGAAGGAAGUCAGCCCGAUGUCAGCUGCCAACAUCUCAAUCACUGCUUUUGUAAAGCAAAAUCGAGAUGCAAUCUCUCGCAGGUCGUCCAUCAACAGCAUUCAGUCACCUAAGGAGCAGCAGCGCUCAGCGAAGGCCAUGUCCGUGUGGGAGCAGAGGACCAACCAGCUGAGGAGACACAACAUGAGGACAAGCAGCGAGGCACUGUUCAACGAGCUGGACCCCGAGGAGCGCCUCCAGAUGUCCUCCGCCCUCCACCUCCAUCCUGACAUGAAGACUCACCUGGACCGACCUCUCGUGGUGGAGGCCAAGAACGGCGACAAACCCAGCAGGUCUUCUGAAGGAGGACGUGAGGAGGCGGGGGACGAUAACUUCCACUCGCACACCAGGAAGCAUCACCGGCACCGUGACAGGAACGGCGAGAGCAGGGACGGAGGUGAAGGCCGGGGAGGGAGGCACCACACCCAUCACAGCCGGAGCAGAGACCACAACACGGAUGGCGCCCAGGCGAAAGAGAGGAGGGGGGACAGCAGCCACAGCCGUGACGGAGGACACAGGCUCCAUCACCAGGCCGGCUCUCCUGAGGAGGACGCCAAUGACUUCAGAGGAGAAGAAAGGGGGCAUCGCCAUCAUCACUCCCAUCGUCCACCAAAGGAGGGAAACGGGAUGAUAGCAAAUGGAGCGCAGGGGGAACGCAGGGGGAAGGGAGGAGGAGGAGGAGGGGAUAGUAACGGAGAGAGGAAGGGACGCUGCUCCCGUAUGGUCCGAGCUCAGUCCACACUGGAUGGAGACGACUGUAAGAGAAACAAAAAUGGAACCAAGAGUCACAGGGAGAGGCAGCCAGAUGCUGAGGAGGACGGCCUCGCCUCCAGUCCGAUGCAGCCGAUGCGGAGUAGCCUGAGUCUUGGAGAGAAGCAAGAGGAUGCUGACAACCAGAAGAACUCCACCAGGGCCAGCCAGGCCGGCCUCAACAGCAACGCCAUCCACAUCCCUGUCACCAUCACCGCCCCGCCGGGAGAAACCACCAUCAUACCCAUGAACAACAUUGACUGCGACAACUUCCGACUCAGUGAGGAGAAGAAAGACCUGGAGGAGGAGGAAGCGGCUAAUGGGCCUCGGCAGAUCCUCCCCUACAGCUCCAUGUUCGUCUUCGGGCAAACAAACCCGGUGCGGCGGCUGUGUCACUACGUGGUUAACCUACGCUACUUUGAGAUGUGCAUCCUGAUGGUCAUUACCAUGAGCAGCAUCGCUCUGGCAGCCGAGGACCCUGUUCAAGCCAACGCACCGCGCAACAACGUUCUCAAGUAUCUGGACUAUGUCUUUACUGGCGUCUUCACUUUUGAGAUGGUCAUUAAGAUGAUCGACUUGGGACUGCUCCUCCAUCCCGGCUCCUAUUUUCGUGACCUGUGGAACAUUCUUGACUUCAUCGUGGUCAGCGGCGCUCUGGUGGCCUUUGCCUGCUCAGGGACGAAAGGCAAGGACAUCAACACCAUCAAGUCCCUGAGGGUCCUCCGAGUCCUGCGGCCACUUAAGACCAUUAAACGGCUACCCAAGCUGAAGGCGGUGUUCGACUGCGUUGUGAACUCUCUGAAGAACGUUCUUAACAUCCUCAUCGUUUACAUCCUCUUCAUGUUCAUCUUCGCCGUGAUUGCUGUGCAGCUCUUUAAGGGCAAAUUCUUCUACUGCACUGACGAGUCAAAGGGUCUGGAGAAAGACUGCAGGGGUCAGUUUCUGGACUACGACAGGGAUGACGUGGCGGCUCAGCCCAGAGAGUGGAAGAAGUACGAGUUUCACUACGACAACGUUCUCUGGGCGUUCCUAACGCUCUUCACUGUGUCUACCGGAGAGGGCUGGCCACUGGUCCUAAAGCACUCUGUGGACGCCACUUAUGAGGACCAGGGCCCGAGCCCCGGCUUCCGCAUGGAGACAUCCAUCUUCUAUGUGGUUUACUUCGUGGUGUUUCCCUUCUUCUUUGUCAACAUAUUUGUGGCUUUGAUCAUCAUCACCUUCCAGGAGCAGGGAGACAAGGCCAUGUCGGAGUGCAGCCUGGAGAAGAACGAGAGGGCUUGCAUUGAUUUUGCCAUCAACGCCAAGCCGCUGACGAGAUACAUGCCAGAGAACAAGCAGUCCUUCCAGUACAAGAUGUGGAAGUUUGUGGUGUCGCCUCCGUUCGAGUACGCCAUCAUGACUUUAAUCGCCCUCAACACAGUCGUGCUGAUGAUGAAGUUCUACGGCGCUCCAGAACUGUACGAGUCCAUGCUGAAAUACUUAAACAUCCUCUUCACAGCCCUCUUCACACUGGAGUGCAUCCUCAAGAUCAUUGCCUUCGGUCCACUGAACUACCUGAAAGCGGCCUGGAAUGUGUUUGACUUUGUGACCGUGCUGGGAAGCAUCACAGACAUCUUGGUCACAGAGAUCAAGACGGACAAGAUGAUAAACCUGAGUUUCCUGAGGCUGUUCAGAGCGGCACGUCUCAUCAAGCUGCUGCGGCAGGGUUACACCAUCCGCAUCCUGCUGUGGACCUUUGUUCAGUCCUUCAAGGCUCUGCCGUAUGUCUGCCUGCUCAUUGCCAUGCUGUUCUUCAUCUACGCCAUCAUUGGCAUGCAGGUAUUUGGAAACAUCGAGCUGAAUGAGGAAACGGCAAUAAAUCACCAUAACAACUUCCAGACCUUUCUCCAGGCUUUGACUCUCCUCUUCAGGAGUGCAACGGGCGAGGCGUGGCAUGAGAUCAUGUUAGCGUGUCUCAGUGAGCGGCCGUGUGAUAAGCUCUCAGGAACUGCCGGGAAGGAGUGUGGGAGUGACUUUGCCUACUUCUACUUUGUGUCCUUCAUCUUCCUCUGCUCCUUCCUGAUGUUGAACCUGUUUGUUGCUGUCAUCAUGGACAACUUUGAGUAUCUGACCAGGGACGCCUCCAUCCUGGGGCCUCAUCACCUUGAUGAGUUCAUCCGCGUAUGGGCAGAGUAUGACCCAGCAGCCUGCGGGAGGAUUUGCUAUCAGGAUAUGUACAAAUUGUUGCGUUUUAUCUCGCCUCCCCUGGGCCUGGGGAAGAAGUGCCCCAACAGGGUGGCUUAUAAGCGAUUGGUUAAGAUGAACAUGCCCAUUGCGGCUGACAAGACGGUGCAUUUCACCUCCACGCUGAUGGCCUUGAUCCGCACAGCCCUGGAGAUCAAACUGGCAUCUGGGGUCCUGGCGCAGCAUUUGUGCGACGCUGACCUGAAGAGGGAGAUAAACCGAGUCUGGCCCAGUCUCUCCCAGAAGACCGUCGACCUGCUGGUGACGCCACCGAAAUACAACGAGCUGACUGUGGGGAAAGUCUAUGCAGCUUUAAUGAUCUUUGACUACUAUAAGCAGAAUUGUGCCAAGAGACGACAAGAGCAGAACUCUACUGGAGGACCUCAGAGUAAACUCGGGGCGUUGUUCCGUCCCAUGCUGCCCCUCACUCAGAUACAAGAGGUAGAACCGCCGAUCUGCAGCCCCAAACAGCCCCUCCCACCCAAACCUGAGCCAGAAGCCAAACCAGAGAUGCUGCCCUCCACCAACAUCACCUUGGUUACCAGGGACGCAAUAUUAAACCAGAGGAGUGCCAUAAAACAUUCCCAGUCUGGAGAUGUUUCUCAGGCAGCACAACAGAGGCCCAAAAGCCGGAGGAAACUACAGAGAGGACAGUCAGAGGAUGUGCCAUAUUCCCCCAGACCUCAGGAGUUUGUUGAAAUGAAGCAGACGGAGAACAUUUCAGACACAGAGGCGUAUCCAAGCCUGGAGGGCCACUGCAGAGCGGCUUCUCUGCCCCGACUUAACGCUGAGUACUACCGGAGCCACCCUCGCCACGCCCCUGGGACCCACCUGGCACCAAUUGUGGACCUCAGUCCCAUUAGACGCUCAGCAUCCUCGCUGACGCCGCAGCGCCACCAGGAGGCCGGGCUGAGGGAGUACGACCUGGAACGGCCCAGUUUGGCCCAGUCAUCAGCAGGGGCGGGGCAAGUACAGGGCCAGGACAGAGCCCACCACCAUCACCACCACCACCGCUGCCACAGACGCAGGGACAAGGACAAAGACAAGAAGCAGAAGUCCCUGGAUAGAGCUGCGUCAGUGCAGCCGUCCAGCACUGUUGAUUCCUUCACCGACCCUUCAGCUGAAGGUUUGUCCAGAGAACGAGCCAGGGAGCGCGACCGCAGCCGGCCUCAUGAGAGGAGGCACCACUCGUCAGCAGGAGAGAAGCAGCGCUACUACUCCUGUGAGCGUUACGGCAGCAGGGAGCAGUGUCACACCAAGUCAGCCGGUCCCAGUCGAUCCACGUCUCCCGGAGAGGGACAGGACGCUGGUUUGCUCAAACAGCAUGGUAGCAGUGUGCUCAAAGCUGGCCCUGUAACGCUCCCCUCUGGCUCGAGCACUCCGGGCCGUGGUCGCAGGCAGCUCCCGCAGACGCCCCUCACCCCCCGUCCUGCCGUGGCCUACAAGACUGCCAACUCCUCGCCUCUCCCGUCUGCUGCCAGCACUGCUCCGACGGGGCAGCAGACUCGCUUCAGCCGUGGCCUUUCAGAGCACGACCGCUUACACUGGGCCCAGGACGAGUCCCCGAUACCGGUCACCCGCAUUGGUUCAGACUCUAAUUUAAACCGACAGGUUGCUUCUCAACAAGCUCUUCUCGAAGAGGACUUCAAGGAAACUGUAAGCAGCCACGGAGGGGGACGCCCUGCCCGAACCGUUGCCUCCACCACAGCAUCGGCUUCACACGGAAUUGCUGCUGCGCCCGUCACAGUGGCCACCACGCAGAGUCGGGCGGGGGUGGUGCCUAACGGGUACCACUUCACCUUAGGGGUCAACUCUGCAUCCGGGCCAGGGAGCCGAGGAACAGGAAGUCUCAGGGAGAGGGAAGAAGAAGACUGGUGCUAAUGUGGCGGAAAACUGUAAGCUGUGGACAAGAAGAUUAUUAGUGUUGUACAGCGCUCACAUCAGGUCCGAUGAGCUGAUAAGGAGCCAGAAGGACAGAGGAAAAAGCCAGUGGAAAGUGCUGUUAAAGGGGAUCAAAAAUCAUUCCAGCUUUGUAGUGUUACUCUCCUUUUUUAUACAAACUUUUAAAGGAAAAAAAGACACUAAUGACGUUUUUUUACCCCCUUUACUUGCACUGAAAUUAUAGCACCUGUGAAGACCCUUAAGUAUUUUGCCUUGGCCAGUAAAAUCAGUGAUGGAGCAGGAGACAAAAGCCAAAAUCUCCUCAUUCUUUGAGUGUGUUUCCGACUGAUCUGAAUGCCUCAUUCCUGGUGUUAAUAUGGCUGCUCACAACACUGUUUUUUUUUUAUUUUUGUAUGUUUCAUUUUGUUUAUGGUUGCCAUGUAGGAGAGAGAAGAAUUUUUAACUUUAUCAUAUUGAUGCUUCCACCAAAUUACUUUGGGGUUAUCACCAAAUUAGGAACCAUUUUAUGUUGGUCUUCUGCCAUUAGAAGAGACACAGUGAGUAAUGUGACAAAAACUAAACAUUGGGAAGGGUUAAAAUAGGACUAGAGCCCAGUUUUCGUGAUCACAUUUUUGAAAAUUGUACCAGAUGUAAAUUUUUUGAGUGCACAUAGGGACUCUUUUCUGUGGCUGAAUACUAAGUGCCUCGUUUUCCAAGAUGUAUAAGAUGCAGCCUGGUCAGAUGGACUUGAAUAUACAGUAGAGGGUUUAAGUAUGUACGUACACAGUUAAGUAAAAAGUGUUGAGAACAAAUCUGGUAUAAUAGACAGAAUGCAAAAAAAAAACUUUUUGUACUGAAUCUUGUGGUAGGUCAGUCCGAAUUACAGAUCCAAAGUAAGCAAUGUAGUGCAUGCCAGGGUCUUGAGCUUGUCAAAAAAAUAGUGUCUGUAUUUUUGCUUAAGGGUGUGUGGUAAGCAUUUGCCUUUCUCUUUCAAAUAUACUGCAGGCCAGUUGGUAGAAACGGUCUCUGAAUGGAGAAAAGUGCCAUUUUUUGAUUUCCGAUCUACAAAAUUUCUCAUAUUCAGAAACACUUGCCGCCUCAAACACACUCAUCUCUGCCAUAUUUGCCCAAAUUUCGUGGGUUUCUUAUCUUGUUCCUCUGAGAGCAGUAUUGUGUGAGGAUUUCUAGGAGAGGUUACCUGUUUGUGUACUCACAGGUACAAUAAAGAGUUGUGUUGUUGCUGCUGACUGUUGACUUAAAAUAGGGCUAUGCAACAAGACGACACUUCAUCUGCCCUGUAGCUUUACCCUCUGGAAUCUCCAGGUUCAGGCUUUAGUGUGACUGCGACCAAAUUUUACAUUAAUGUGUGAAGAGAUGUUAGAUGUAAAUGUAUAUUAUGAUGUACAGUUAACACACUGAGGCACAAAUGGUAUCAAAGCUGAUAUAUGUGAAUCACAGGGCAUUGUUGAGGUUGGCAAUUUGACUGCAUGAAGCCUACCCAGAUAGAACCACCCAAAUUAUAAAACUGCUCUUUCCAAACUUGGGUCAAGUUGUGUUUUUAAAUAAUUGUUUUAUACUUGCUUAAAAAAGCAGGCAAAAAUGAUUUAUAAAAUUGUUUCAGUGUGCGCCUUUCUGUCAUUAACAGAGGCUGAAAUAACAUUUUGUGUCGUUACUAGAGUUCCACAUGUGCCCAAAACAUCAGUGCCAUAAGAACUGAAGUUGUACUGCCAGAUUUGAGACCCCAGACCUGAAGCUAUAUUUUGAUUUAUCAAUUUCUGACAGUUGACCCACCAGGCACUAGACUCUUUCCCACCUCCCACUGGGCAUGACAUAUCUCCUUAAAGGAAAAGGCUGUUAAUAUCUUAAUAUUUUUGUUUUUUUUAUUGGCAACAAAUACCAUGUAAAAUACAGAAACCAAGACUGUGUUAGUCUGAAUCCCCAAUCCUGUCUCUGGCAUCCCUAAGCCUUUUGGUUCCAAGUGAAAACAUGGAUUUUUAAAAAAUUGAGUCACAAAUAUGUAAAUUUUAUGUCUUAGAAAAGCUCAGUGAUUCCCUUCCUGUUACUUAAACAGAAGUAAAUAGUGCAUUUUUACAAUGUGGAAUAGUACACAUUUGUUUUGUGUAGUGAGACUGUCUAAACAAACAAAUUAGACUGUUAAUGAUGUCUGUGGAACAGCUGAUUAUGACCCAUAUUCACAUUUAUUGUUAGGUUGCAGCCUUCAGUUGCAAAGUCAGUGCACAGAAAAGGUCAAGGUGGAUGAAUGGUUCAAACAAACACAG
Molecule: messenger RNA, 9621 nt
Organism: Plectropomus leopardus (leopard coralgrouper)
Lineage: Eukaryota; Metazoa; Chordata; Actinopteri; Perciformes; Serranidae
Source: RefSeq, a predicted model, not a curated record